GAUCCUGAUUUCCAUCCACCACCUGCUCACGACUCUCCUGCCUACCAGUCUCAGACUGUGGCCUGGGGCAGCUGCAGAAAGGGGCCCAGAGAAGCUCGUGGGUUCAAGACCAGCUAGUACCCCCUGACCAGGGAGCAGGUGACCCGCGCACCCAGGGUUAGGGUGCAGAUCUGCUGGCAGGCUGGGGGCCGGCCUAGAAAUGCCCAGUAGAGAAACGGCCCAGCGUCCCACCUUCUCGUGACAACACAGGCAUCUCGGGCUCCACUGAGACCAGCAAUGCCCGGGGCGCGCAGCCUCCAGCGCCAGCCUUCUUCCCCAAGUCUCUUUCCUCCCCGGGCCUCAGUCUGACGCCCACAGCCCUUCGCAGGAAGCCGACUCCCAAACCCCGGCAGGGGGUGUGGGCCGAGGGCGAAACCCCGCCCCUAGGGGUCCCUGAUCUUUGCCCCCGCCCCGGGCUCCGCGCCUCCCCAAGAGGCCAUCGGCGCGCGGGCGGCGCUGCCUUUUGUGCGUUGGCUUUGAGGUGCCAGAGACCACCCCCCAGCCGUGCGCCGCGUCCCGUCGCGGCCCCCGGCCCCUCCUCUCCGCGUCCCCAGCCCCCCUGCUCGGCUCCGCGUGCCAGCUCGGGGCUCGCUGGUUCGCUCCCCGCGGCGCCAGGAGGAGGGGCGAGGGGCCGCAGCCCCCUCCCCCGCGCGCGGCGCCGGAGCCCAGCUGAGCCGGGGGGACCCGCCGCCGCCGGUCAUGUGGGCCGGACUGCUCCUCCGGGCCGCCUGCGUCGCGCUCCUGCUGCCGGGGGCCCUGGCCCGAGGCUACACCGGGAGAAAGCCGCCCGGGCACUUCGCGGCCGAGAGACGCCGGCUGGGCCCCCACGUCUGCCUCUCGGGGUUCGGGACUGGCUGCUGCCCUGGCUGGGCACCCUCCAUGGGCAGUGGGCACUGCACCCUUCCCCUCUGCUCCUUUGGCUGCGGGAGUGGCAUCUGCAUUGCUCCCAACGUCUGCUCCUGCCAGGAUGGAGAGCAAGGGGCCACCUGUCCAGAAGCCCUCGGACCCUGCGGGGAGUACGGCUGUGAUCUUACCUGUAACCACGGCGGCUGUCAGGAGGUGGCCCGAGUGUGCCCGGUGGGCUUCUCGAUGACAGAGACAGCUGUCGGCAUCAGGUGUACCGACAUCGACGAAUGUUUAAGCUCCUCUUGCGAGGGCCACUGUGUGAACACAGAAGGCGGGUUUGUGUGCGAGUGUGGGCCGGGCAUGCAGCUGUCUGCCGACCGCCACAGCUGCCAAGACACUGACGAAUGCCUCGGGACUCCCUGUCAGCAGAGAUGUAAAAACAGCAUCGGCAGCUACAGGUGUUCCUGUAGAACGGGCUUCCAUCUCCACGGCAACCGGCACUCCUGUGUAGAUGUAAACGAGUGUCGGAGGCCGCUGGAGAGGCGAGUCUGUCACCAUUCCUGCCAUAACACCGUGGGCAGCUUCCUGUGCACAUGCCGACCCGGCUUCAGGCUCCGAGCUGACCGCGUGUCCUGUGAAGCUUUCCCGAAAGCAGUGCUGGCCCCGUCUGCCAUCCUGCAGCCCCUGCAGUACCCGCCCGAGAUGCUCCUGCUGCUUCCAGAGGCCGGCCGGCCUGCCCUCUCCCCAGGACACAGCCCUCCUUCCGGGGCUCCAGGGCCCCCAGGCGGAGUCAGGACCAUCCGCCCGCCCUCUCCCACCCCUGCAUCACCCACAUCCUCUCCUUCCGCCCCGACGGGGCUGCUGUCCACCCCAGUGCCUAGUGCCUCCCGGAUGGGGACCCUCAGACUUCCCUCACAACUCCAGGAGAAGGCAGUGGUGACCCCUUCCUUGCCCAGGGGCCCCGUGGCCACGCGGCUGGCACCAGGGCCCUCUGCCUGCUGGCACCUGGGAGCCAUGUAUGAGUCAGGGAGCCGCUGGACAGAGCCUGGGUGUUCCCAGUGCUGGUGCGAGGACGGGGAGGUGACUUGUGAAAGGGUGACCUGUGAAGCUGCUUGUUCCCACCCGAUUCCCUCUGGAGAUGGAGGGUGCUGCCCAUCAUGUACAGGCUGUUUUCACAGUGGUGUCAUCCGAGCCGAAGGGGACGUGUUUUCACCUCCCAACGAGAACUGCACCGUCUGUGUCUGCCUGGCUGGAAAUGUGUCCUGCAUCUCCCCCGAGUGUCCUCCUGGCCCCUGUCAGUCCUCCCCGAGGUCAGAUUGCUGUACUUGUGUUCCAGUGAGAUGCUAUUUCCAUGGCCGGUGGUAUGCGGACGGGGCUGUGUUCAGUGGGGGUGGUGACGAGUGUACCACCUGCGUCUGCCAGAAUGGGGAGGUAGAAUGUUCCUUCACGCCGUGUCCAGAACUGGAUUGCCCCCGCGAGGAGUGGUGGCUGGGCCCUGGACAGUGCUGCUUCAGCUGCAGGGAGCCCACGCCCAUGACAGGCUGCUCUCUUGACGACAACGGGGUCGAGUUUCCCAUUGGACAGAUCUGGUCUCCUGGUGAUCCCUGUGAGUUAUGCAUCUGCCAGGCAGAUGGCUCAGUGAGCUGCAAGAGGACAGACUGUGUGGACUCCUGCCCUCACCCGAUUCGGAUCCCUGGACAGUGCUGCCCAGACUGUUCGGCAGGCUGCACCUACACAGGCAGAAUCUUCUACAACAACCAGACCUUCCCAUCUGUGCUGGACCCGUGUCUGAGCUGCAUCUGCCUGCUGGGCUCAGUGGCCUGCUCGCCCGUCGACUGCCCCGUCACCUGUACCUACCCUUUCCACCCUGAUGGCGAGUGCUGCCCGGUGUGCCGAGACUGCAACUACGAGGGAAGGAAGGUGGUGAACGGCCAGGUGUUCACCUUGGAUGAUGAGCCCUGUACUGUGUGCACGUGCCAGAUGGGAGAGGUGACCUGUGAGAGGAUCCCCUGCCAGCCGGCCUGCUCUGACCCCUCCGUGCCCCCCGGGGACUGCUGCUCCACCUGCUCAGACAGUGAGAGUUCCUUGGAAGAAAGGAGGGGGCUCUCCCCUCGUGGAGACGUGGAAUUCAGCAAAGCAUCUCGGAGCCCCCGUGGAGACACUGGGGCCCCCGUCAACUGUAGCUCCUGCCCGGGGCCCCCAGCAGUGUUGCCUCGGAGGCCAGCACUCCAUCUCCUCCAGCUCCUCUUAGGAACGAACCUGUCUGCCACACAGACUUUACCCAUGAGGCCCUCGGGAGCCCAGGCCUCACCCUCACUCCCUUCGGGGCUGGGGGGCAUGUUCCCAGGGGAGCCUGGGGCCUCCCAGCCCUCUCGGCCCUCCUCAGGGCCUUUGAUCCCUCCAGGAGCCUCUGCUCUACCUCCAGCCUCUCCCAGGGCUCCUGGGCCACCUCCUGUUACACCAGAGCCCUCGGCCGCAGCUUCCGGGGCCCACACAGCAUCAAGACGGCCUUCUCUGCCUGCUGCUGUCCGGACUGAAGCUUCAGCCCUGUCCGUCAUGGGCCCCAGCCCCUCAGAGACCGCUGCCACCCUCCUCAGGCCUCGCAGACUCUCUCCCACCACCUCCAGACUCUCUGCAGCCCUGGUGGACACCACGAGCCCCGGUCCCCGGCAGCCCACAAUGGGGACUUCAAGCAAGGAGGAGUCCACUGGGUAGCAGGCCU
This is a messenger RNA of Ceratotherium simum simum (southern white rhinoceros), 3607 nucleotides long. The record is from RefSeq and is a predicted model, not a curated record. Lineage: Eukaryota; Metazoa; Chordata; Mammalia; Perissodactyla; Rhinocerotidae.